This is a messenger RNA of Chara braunii, 2087 nucleotides long. The record is from the annotation of a GenBank genome assembly. Lineage: Eukaryota; Viridiplantae; Streptophyta; Charophyceae; Charales; Characeae.
UCCCGAAGUUUCAGGUAUUCGGGGGCGUCCUCAAGGGUAGGUUCGACCUCUGCCAUAGAGUCGUCGUUGUACUCAACGGAAUUGUGGUGCCAAGAGAAUGGCGCUCCAGGCUGAGCUGAGCUGCGAAAGCGGUUGGAGAAAGAGGACUGGCCUCGAGUGGUGCCACUUGACUGGGAGGUGGUGGCGGGUCGCGAAAAGGACGGGGCAUCGGAGAAGCGACUCUGCAUGGGGCUUCGUGAGGAGGAACGACGCCCUGCGGGAGGUUAGGGGAUGGGGCUUCGUGAGGAGGAACGACACCUUGCGGGAGGUCUAUCUGAGGAACAGUGAACGUGCGGGCGCCAGCCUAUGCAAGCCGAUUGCAAGCACAACCCAUGGCGGACAUCGCCAUGUGCAAGGGGUUGGCCAUCGGGAUAGUCUCGUCAUCCAAGUGGUAUUGGAUGCCAUCCCGAAGUUUCAGGCUGCGAGACAGCAGGCUGCCCGGUUACGGCAACCUGCAACGGAGACGUAUCCAUCUCUUGGAGGGUGUUUCCGCCAGUUUGAUUCUCCAACCCACCGCAGAUCAUGUGUUGGUUGUGGGGCUGCUGCAGCACCUGGGCUACUUGCUGAGCACCUUGUUGCUGCCAGAACAUAUGCAGAUGUUCUUGUUUUUGUUGCAGCACUUGUUGCUGUUGGCAGCAGAGCUGCUGUUGCCAUUGCACGUGCAUUUGUUGGAAAAGCUGUUGUUGGUGUAUCAGCCUCUGUUGGUGUUGCUGUUGGUAGUACUGUGCCAUUUGGGCUUGCAAAAGAAUGUGAAGCUGCUGUUCACAUUCUUGGCGUUGCAUGGCUUGUUGCUGUUGCUGAUGGUGGAGUUCCUGGACCUGCAACUGCGCUUGGCACAACAGCUGUGUUUGGGCUUGGUGUUGAAAGCAUAGCUGUUGGUGUUGGUGUUGGUGUUGUCGCUGAUGCUGUUGUUCUUGCGCGUGCAGUUGUUGUUGUUUUUGGAGGUCAAGGCAGUGUUGGUGCUGCUGUUGCUCCCUUGGCAUGUCGUGGCUUUGUUGGUGGACGUUACCGGCAAUCAUGUGUUGUGGUUGGUCUGCAGAGGACUGUUGGUAUUCUGGUUCCAUUCCGCAGCCCUGUUGCUCAUCCUGGUUGUGUCGGGGUGGGUGUUGUCCCUCUUGUGAUGGCAGGGGCUGGUGGUAUUGCAAUUCCUCCUCAAGGCAGCGGUAUUGGCCUCAGUGCUGCUGGGCUUGUUGCUGGUCCUUCAGGCCCACGUGGUCCAGGUGGUGAUCUUGGUAGGGCAGAUAACCACAAGGGUCUGCACGAGGAUGCUACACGGGCACUUAAUUCCCGUGUACAGGUAUUGGAGCAAUCUGCACCAAGACCAGACGUUGGCGAGUCCAGCAGCACACAUUCUACCCGCCAAUUGGAGGAACGAGUUGACCACGUAGUCGCAAUGCUCGGCGACAUUAGUACCUUCGCUGCACCAGCCACCAUCAGCAAGCAGCUGGACACCUUGAAGACGGAGGUUCAGCAACUGCACCAGCUGCCUAACAAGGAUGGCAACACCACGCAGCACUACAAGAUGCCGACAUUCCAAAUCAAGAAGUUCGAUGAUUACACGCAUCAAGACCCGGUCCUCUGGUGGGAGGGCUUUACGAUGCAACUUCGGAUUCUGUUCGUCCCCCCGCACUCGUACAUUGGCGCGCUUUUCCUCAACUCAAAGGGCGGAUGCCAGAUCUGGCUGAGCCACCUGGCAACCGUCCACGGCGUCGACGUCGCAAAUCUGGAAGAUAAGAUCUCUUGGGAAGAGUUAACACGGCUAUGGAAGAAGCGGUUCAUCGUGGACGACGCGCCAACACUCGCCAUCAACCGCCUCUUUGCUAUGAGGCAAGGCAACACGUCAACACGCGACUGGCUCACGGAAUGGCAAAGAUCGCGGCGACGCCCGAUCUCGAAUUGCCAUUUUCGCAUCUGCGUCGCGAGUUCUACAACCGGUCAUGUGCCGCCUUGAGCCUUGCACUUGGUGAUCGCGACCAAUACGCAACCUUCGUUGACAUCAUCGACAAGGCAAGAGAGAUCAUCAAGACCAAUAGGGCAGCUGCACACGA